Dentiscutata erythropus is the source of this 945-nucleotide messenger RNA. NCBI's taxonomy places the organism in Eukaryota, Fungi, Glomeromycota, Glomeromycetes, Diversisporales, Gigasporaceae. The record is from the annotation of a GenBank genome assembly.
AUGGCUUCUACGAUUCUUCCUCAACUUUUUGAAUACUCUCUAAUGUUUAGAAACCUGUCACGCCUUAAUUGUUCAUACCAUUGGCCUGCUAAAAAAGAUCUAAUCUUUAAUGUAAUAGCAGAUAUCUGUCAUAAUAUUGAAAAUCUUAAAGCUACUGUUUGGCAUGAGGAUGAAGGAAUUGCAUUAGCAAAACUUGUGUGUGCUCAAAAAUGCUUAAAAAAGUUCUCAAUAUUAAAUAGCAAUAGUUUCGCAUCAUUUCCUGUUCAAUCUCUCGAAAGUCAAAUACAAUCACUUAAUAGUUUAACGUUCAAAGACAUGCAUUCCAACAGCAGAUUGGUUAAAGUGUCAAAAUUUAAUUAUACUACGUUUCAAUUAAAUGAUAAAGCCAUCUUUUCACUUACUCAACGUAUCAAGAUUACUAAGUUAAAGUUUAAACACUGUGAAGGACUUAGCUCCUCAAUAUCCCUUCCCAUUACUUCUAUGUAUUCAAACUUAACGUCUCUGGAAUACUCUUAUGGAGGUUAUAACAUUUAUGAUAAUGCGACUCCUAUUAAUCUAUUAUCUGAUCUUGUCAAAACGAAUAGUAAAACUCUUGAAAGAAUUAUCUUUGAUUGGCAUUCCAAUAAUUUUCUUGAAUGUACUCAACUGAUCAGAAAUAUUGCGGAAUGUACAGUUAACCUUAAACAUUUAAAAAUCCCACUUUAUACAUUAGAACAACUUGCUUUAAUUCUUCAAACUACAAACCAGUUAAAAAAACUUGAAAUAUAUAUGGAAAAAAAAAUUAAUCCACACUAUGCACUUUUUCUUUUUAUUAAUAUACCAUUCAAUAACCUUAAAAAUUCUACAAUCCAAUUAUCUUUUGAUGGUUAUGGGAGUAUUCGGCCAAAGAAUGGCUGUCAGCAAUUACCAGAUACCAACACUACGUUUUGGCACCUUCAUAGUUAG